Messenger RNA from Pseudozyma hubeiensis SY62, 1554 nucleotides. RefSeq lists its product as hypothetical. The record is from RefSeq and is a predicted model, not a curated record. Gene Ontology annotation, cellular component: Ubp3-Bre5 deubiquitination complex; ribonucleoprotein complex; cytosol. The transcript has a single exon. NCBI's taxonomy places the organism in Eukaryota, Fungi, Basidiomycota, Ustilaginomycetes, Ustilaginales, Ustilaginaceae. Gene Ontology annotation, biological process: ribophagy; protein deubiquitination. Gene Ontology annotation, molecular function: mRNA binding. Bases 1 to 1554 code for a protein of 517 amino acids.
AUGUCCGCCGCCGUCACUGCAAGCAACGCCGCCACCGCCGCCAACGGCUCAUCAGCAGCUUCCUCUUCCUCGGCCGUCGCUGCUGGUAACAAUGCCUCCAAGCCCGCCGUCCAGGCCUCCGAGGUAGGCUGGCUCUUCGUCACCCAGUACUACACCUUCCUUAACCAGAACCCGGGCCGUCUCCACUGCUUCUUCACCAAAAAAUCAACCAUGGUCCACGGCACCGAACAGGAGGAGUCGUCGCCGUGCUUCGGCCAGCAGCAGAUCCACGACAAGAUCACCUCGCUCGACUUCCAGGACGCCAAGGUGUUUGUCUCCAAUGUCGACACCCAGAGCUCUGCGAGCGGCGGUAUCCUCGUCCAGGUUCUUGGUGAGCUCAGCAACAACGGAGGCGCUUGGAGGAAGUUUGCCCAGACCUUCUUCCUGGCCGAACAGCCCAACGGCUACUACGUCCUCAACGACAUCUUCCGCUACCUGAAGGACGAGGAGGAGAUUGAGGCUGAGGCAGAGGCUGUCGACGAGGCUCUCCAGGACGAGAUCGACGAGGCCGACAAGAAGGGUGUCGAGGUGCCCCACACCAUCGAGGUCAACAACAUCGGUAACGCCAACGCCGUUCCCCACCUUCCUUCCGUCAGCACCCCUUCCAAGGCCAUCGAGUCGGCCGACACCGAGCCAGUCGCCGAGCAGGAGACUUUUCAGGUGGGCGCUCCCUCUGCUGUCGACGAGGCUGUGGCUACCUCGACCGCUGCUGAGCCCACCAAGGCUGACGCUGAUCAGAUCGGCGUCGACAAGAAGGUGACCGCUGUCGAAGCUGAUGAGGCUCCUGUUGCUUCCAAGGGCGCACAAGAUGCUGCCGCUGCCGCCAAGACCGAGACUGCGCCAGCUGCUACCUCCUCCGCUCCCGAUGCUGCUGCUGCGCCCGCACCCGCGCCUGCUGCCGCUCCUGCGCAGCCCACCGGUCCACCCAAGCCCAAGACGUGGGCUACGCUUGCUGCUUCGGAUGCCACUCGAUGGGGAUCCAACGUCUCGACCGAAGCAAAGGGCGUCUCUUCGUCUCGCCCCGCCGCUGCAGCAACCAGCGCCAAGCCUGCCUCGGCCGGUGGUGCUGGUGCCGGAGCCUCUCCCAAGUCGGCCGCUGCCGCUUCGAGCGGUGCCAGCUCGUCGCCCUCGGUGUACAUCAAGAACGUCGUCGCCGAACAGGUCACCGAUGCGGUGCUCCGUCAGGCGCUCGAGGCGUUCGGCACGGUCAAGGACCUGCAGAUCAUCGCUAGCCGAUCGUGCGCCUUUGCCGAGUUCAGCAGCGUCGACGGUGCGCGCAAAGCGGCCGCCAAGGGAAGCGUGGCUGUCGGCAAGAACGGAUGGAACGUGACGAUCGAGGAGCGACGAAAGCCUGCUGCUGGCGGUGGUGCCGGCGGCGCUGGUGGUGCACGCGGUGCUGGUAAUGGUGGCGCUCGCAACGGUAACGGUGUUGGUGGAGGUGCUAGGGGUGGUGCUGCACGUGGUGGAGCGAAUGUUCGUGGUCGUGGUGGUGCUGCUCGUGGCGGUGCCAACUGA